CAACAUGGCAGAAGAAACUGUAAUCGAACUCUUCAAAAGUGUAGGCCUCAGUGAGCAAAAGGCAAAAGAAACAUUGAAGAAUGAAAGCGUAUCAGCUAACCUUAAGCAGGCAAUUGAACAGGGAAAGUACUGCAUGCAGCUCAGAAAAAGUACCAAAGAUGGUCUUGACAAAGACAUGGGAAAGCUUUUAUACCACAUUGCUACAAAACUGAAAACUCAGAUCAAACAGCACCAAGCCAAGUUAGUGGAAUAUGUUGCCACACGAAAGAUUAAAUCUGAGAACCAGCUUAAUGCUGCCAUGGAUUACCUCUUGUCUAACCCCCUGGAACCUGUGGAUGUCAAACAGCUGGAGUCUGCAUGUGGAGUGGGUGUUUUCAUAACACCUGACCAGAUAGAAGCUGCAGUUGAAGAAGUGAUAGGAAAAUACAAAUCUGAAUUGAUAGAAAAACGUUACAAGUUCAACUCAGGAAUUAUUAUGAGUGAAGCCAGAAAUAAAUUGAAAUGGGCUGAUGGAAAAUCAAUCAAAAAUGAAGUUGACAUGCAAGUUUUAGAUUUGCUGGGUCCCAAAACUGAGGCUGAUCUUAAGAAACCAGUGAAAGAAAGCAAUAAGGUGGUCAAAGGUGCUAAGCCGUUGAAUGAAAAUGCAGCAAAGAAGGUGGACGGUGAUAUAGUUGGAUUAGAAAACAUUAUUGGUGCUGAUGGAGAAGUGAAGAGUUUCAUGGAUUUGGUUGGAGAUUCUGUGAAAUUCCACAAGCCAGGUGAGAACUACAAAACAGAUGGCUAUGUAAUCACACCCAACACAAUGGAUGCCUUGAAGGCACAUCUUAAGAGGACUGGAGGAAAGGUUAUGACUAGGUUCCCACCAGAGCCUAAUGGAAUCCUCCACAUUGGACAUGCCAAGGCCAUCAAUUUCAAUUUUUGGCUAUGCAAAGGCAAAUGACGGAGGUGUUACCUGAGGUAUGACGACACAAAUCCCGAGAAAGAGGAGGAGAAAUUCUUCAGGGGAAUUGCAGACAUGGUCAGCUGGCUAGGCUACAAACCUUGGAAGGUGACUCAUGCAUCUGACAACUUCGACAAGCUGUACGAGUGUGCUGUGGAACUGAUCAGGCGAGGACAUGCAUACGUCUGUCACAUGAAGGCAGAAGACCUAAAGGGGCACAACCCACCUGACUCACCAUGGAGAAAUCGACCUAUAGAAGAGUCCCUCAGGCUAUUUGAGGAUAUGAAAAAUGGAAAGUUUGAUGAGGGAGAAGUGACCUUGAGAAUGAAGACGACCUUGGAGGAGGGGAAGAAAGACCCUGUUGCUUACAGGAUAAAGUUCACCCCUCAUCACAGAUCAGGGGACAAAUGGUGUAUUUACCCUACUUAUGACUUCACCCACUGCCUCUGUGACUCCAUCGAGGACAUAAGCCACUCACUUUGUACAAAAGAGUUUCAAUCCAGACGAUCAUCCUACUACUGGUUAUGUAAUGUAUUGGAUAUGUACUGCCCUGUGCAGUGGGAGUAUGGCAGGCUGAAUCUUAACUACACGGUUGUCUCAAAACGAAAAAUAGGCAAACUUAUAGAAAAAGGAUUUGUAAGAGAUUGGGAUGACCCUCGACUUUUCACCCUGACAGCUCUCAGACGCCGGGGAUUUCCCCCAGAGGCUAUUAACUUAUUCUGUGCAAAGGACCAUGCUGGUAAUGUCACUGAGCUGAUCACAACCUGUAAAAAAACUUCCGAUAAAGAAAAGCCCAAAGGUUUCAUCCACUGGGUGGCUAACCCUGUCACCUGUGAAGUCAGGCUCUAUGAAAGACUGUUUUAUCACAAGCACCCAGAAGACCCAGAGGAGGUUCCUGGUGGAUUCUUAACAGAUGUUAAUGUGGACUCUUUGUCUGUGAUACCUGGUGCCCUGGUAGACAAACACGUCCUGGGGACAAAGGUGUAUGAGAAGUAUCAGUUUGAAAGACUUGGAUUCUUCAGUGCUGAUCCUGAUACAACACAUGAAAAGCCUGUGUUCAACAGAACAGUUACACUGAAGGAAGACCCUGGAAAGAACUAAAUCUCAAUACAGUUGGCAGUUGUUUGUGAACUGUGCCAAGAUGAAGGGAAAUAUGGCAUCAUCCUGUAAACAUGAACAUAUAAAAUAGGCCAUUCUGUGUGAAAAUAAAGUACUGCUGGUCUGUUUGUCUUCCAAUGAUACAGUUGAUAAAUCAUUGUCAUGAAUAUGUAUCAUAAGAUGCAAUUGUUUAUGUUAUUCAUAUAUCUAACCAGAGUAUUUACACUAACGUCUAACCACAUUUAACUCAUGCAAGACAUGUGCCCCUGUGUAUAUCCGUAAAUUAGUUGGAAAAUGAUGCUGAAAAUAUAAAAUAUGUGCAAAGCAAUUUUUACCCAGUACAAAAAUAAUUCCUCAAGUGGUUGUGUUAAUGUUUUUGAAACCUUGUGCAGUUUCUUCCCUUGGCACAGAACUCCUCUUAUCAUUGUUCAAAGGAAAUAUAUUUUUAAGUAGUAAUUUUGAUCGUAAGACACUGAAAUUCCCACCAUUUUCUAGGGUCAUAUGAAAGAAUUUAUUUUCAGGUGAGCGAUAUUGCCUUUCAGUUAGUCAGCAGAAGUACAUGAAAAAGCUUGUUUUUUUUUCAUAAUAGAAAAAGUACUACCUGUUGUAACUGGAAGAGUGAAUACUUUUCUGUCUGUUGCCUAUAUCAGUCUACUUCUUGUCAUGUUCA
Molecule: messenger RNA, 2708 nt
Organism: Liolophura sinensis
Lineage: Eukaryota; Metazoa; Mollusca; Polyplacophora; Chitonida; Chitonidae
Product: glutamine--tRNA ligase-like
Exons: 21
Biological process (GO): translation; glutaminyl-tRNA aminoacylation
Cellular component (GO): cytoplasm; cytosol; aminoacyl-tRNA synthetase multienzyme complex
Molecular function (GO): ATP binding; glutamine-tRNA ligase activity
Source: RefSeq, a predicted model, not a curated record